UACAAGAACUAGUCCUGAGAUAGAAGUGCUGCCCAGCAUGGAAUUCUGUACGUUUCAGCACAACAGUCGCUCUGGAGGUGUGCCAACGUCGUAUUUCGUGUUUGGCUAAUUUACCUGGCAUGCCAGCUCACUUUACCGACAAAGAAAGAUCGAUUUACUCGACAUCACUUCUGCCAAUGGACAGUGCCAAUACAAUUCGAUGUCUUGGAGCUCUUUGUAAGUAUCUGGACAAGCAUCGAGUUAAUGUGGAACUCGAGACGUCUGACGUUCGAGUUCCCAUUCUAGCGGUCAAGACCUUCUCACUAGACGACGUUAUGAUUAUAGACGAUAAUACACUCAGUGCUCUUCAGGUAUUCCUAAAGGAGUAUCACCCUUCUGCAUAUAAAGCAUCUUCCACCAGAGAGGGCUUGUCGUUGUUCGGGAUUUGUAAUCGAACUCGGACAACCAUUGGCAGCAGACGCCUCAAACUCUGGUUUCUUCAACCGUUGCGUGACAUCACAGUCCUCCAGAAACGUAUCAAUGCUGUUGAAUUUCUAACAUCAACAAGACACGUCGAUGUCGUCCAGUCGUUAGUUGAUUGUCUACGACACGUGAAGAACGUUCCUCGUAUUUUGUCUCGAAUGACUUCUGCUCAUGCUUCAGUAGGAGACUGGCAAUCCUUGUACAAGACUGUGUGCAAUGCAAUUUAUAUUGGUGAUGCUUGUCGUGCUCUACCGAAAGAAAUUGAUAUAUUUUGUAAGAUUGCUGCCACGUUUUCUGAUGAUCUUCACAGAAUCGCCAACCUCAUCAACAAGAUUGUCGACUUUGAAGAGUCCAAGUCGCAAAACAAAUUUGUUGUCAAGACGGGAGUAGAUGAAGAACUAGACAGAAAGAAACAGACGUAUAACAACCUUCCCGACUUGAUGACGGACGUUGCGAGAGAAGAGUUGGACAAAUUUGGGUCCGAAAUCGAAGAAUGUGCCGUCGUCUAUCUACCACAGCUUGGGUAUCUUUUGGCAGUCCCGUGUACAGCACACAUGAAGGAGGCACAAGACUUUGAACUCGAUGGCUUAGAGUUUGUGUUUUGGAACGACAAUACUGCACACUACAAGAGCCACAAGACAAAAGAGCUUGAUGCCAGACUGGGUGACACUCAAUGUGAGAUUACAGAUCAAGAGACAGCAAUAAUGCACAAGCUUCAGUCUGUGAUUCUUGAGCAUUGUGCGGUCCUACUUGCCGUCAUGGAACACGCAGCCGAACUCGACUGCUUGAUUUCAUUUGCUCUGACCGCCAAGGAAUGCAACUAUAUAAAGCCUACUCUGAAUGAAGACAAUGUGUUCAACAUAAAGGGCAGCAGACAUCCGUUACAAGAGCUCUGUGUCAAUCCGUUUAUUCCCAAUGACAUUGUCUUUGAUGGCAUCAACGGUCGAAUGAAGAUUCUGACCGGACCAAACGCGAGUGGAAAGAGUGUUUAUAUCAAACAGGUUGCUCUGAUCGUCUACAUGGCACACAUCGGUAGCUUCAUACCUGCAGAGUCUGCAAUAAUCAGUAUAACCGAUCGGAUCUUCAGUCGUGUCCACACUCGAGAGAGCGUCUCUGUCAAUCUUUCGACCUUCAUGAUUGAUCUCAAUCAGGUAUCGAUGGCACUCAGGUGUUGCACACAGCAGUCUCUGAUAAUCGUCGACGAGUUUGGAAAGGGAACAUCCAAUGUUGAUGGUCUUGCAUUGCUGAGUUCUUCGUUGCGAUAUUGGCUGCGGAUGGAUACGCAGUGUCCUAAACUGAUCGUCUCGACACAUUUCCACAGUCUCAUACAACAGCAAUUACUUCCCGAUUCUCCACAGUUGCAGUACCAGACGAUGGAAGUGAUGCAUGACAAAGAUGAGUUGGUGUUUCUGUAUCAACUGAAGGAUGGACACACGUCGAGCAGCUACGCUAGUCACAUAGCUGCAGUCGCCAACAUUCCGGCUGAACUCAUCGCGAGAGCACAAGAGGUGACAGAGUUGUUCAGACAAGGACGACCGAUUCAUCGCAUCGACUCUGCUAGUACCGAGACACGCUCGAAGAAAUAUGCGGCUAUCGUCAGCCAGUUUCUCGAUCUCGACCUCAGCAAGGAUGACGUCGUUGGAUUCCUAAACCAUUUCGUGCUCCCAACAGCAGACUCAAUGGAAGAUUCCUACCGUUGAGGCAAGAUGUUCGGCUCUGAUUCGAACUCUGAUCAUGCAAAGUGUUUCUGAGCUGUCAUCAGUCCUCGUUUCGUAGGAAAACUCUCCGAAACAUGCGAACUAACACCAUCUGGGGCUCG
Corticium candelabrum is the source of this 2281-nucleotide messenger RNA. RefSeq names its product mutS protein homolog 5-like. Gene Ontology annotation, molecular function: ATP-dependent DNA damage sensor activity; ATP binding; mismatched DNA binding. Gene Ontology annotation, biological process: mismatch repair; chiasma assembly. The transcript has 24 exons. The coding region runs from base 120 to 2162 and encodes 680 amino acids. Gene Ontology annotation, cellular component: nucleus. The record is from RefSeq and is a predicted model, not a curated record. NCBI's taxonomy places the organism in Eukaryota, Metazoa, Porifera, Homoscleromorpha, Homosclerophorida, Plakinidae.